AUACUUAACUUAUUUCUUUGUAAAUUACAGCAUAUAAAUAAUACUCUGAUUCAUACGAUAUAUAAUAGACAGCAACUUCAGCAACAGAAGGAUACGAUAAACACUCAAAGAUGGUUUUAAAUAUGGACACGGAACUUCAAAGACUUAUAUGUGUAUCGGUCGAGAAAAUGACAAGAGAUCCGGCGGCAAGCGGAUCACGCAAAAGCCGCGGAUUGGACUUGAGAAAGGCCCUACUCGUGGCACAUGUAUUACAGGACAUGAGAAGCGCAUACAUAAGCGAUGAUUAUCAAGUUUUAGCAAACACUGUAUGUCCGGAUAUUGAUAUUUCAUCAGAAAAUGAAAUGGACAAAAUUAAAAGGACAAUAUCAAGAAGGGAAUAUGAUAAUGAAGAUGAUUUAACGAGUUAUCAGAAACGAAGAUUUAUAUCAGAUGAUUGGUCGUCAGGAACGAUAGAGAGACCUCCACGAAGUGAGGGCAACGAUACUCCGUUUCUGACAUCACAAUACAGAUGUCCGUCAGGGACUCAAUCUUGUUUAGUGACGUGUAGUGACGCAACAAUGUCAAAAAUUUCUCAAAUGACACACCCAAUUCCUGUUUCAAUUAAUACAACCUAUGUAUUGUCGCCACAUCUAACAAAUGAAAAAGAUAAUGAAGAAAUUAUAGAUAUGGAUGAAGACACACCGGCUGUGUCUGAACAAGUAGAAGUCACAUCAUCAGACAUUUCGGACUCAGAGUCCGUAGAAAUUGAGGUAGUUCAAUGUGAUGAUCUACUAAACAACCCCCAGAGUCCGGAAACUAUCGUGGACAAUAAGUCAGAAAUCACUGUGAAUACGGAUUUAACAAAAUCUCAGGGAAAUAACCGACCAUCUAUCUCAUGUCCCCUUCCUCGGAAAAAACGUCCGCUGCCGAAAGAAUUCUUGGAGCCCACAGUGAAUGAAAACACGAACAUCUCGACAUCUCAUCAGCCCAUCAACAAAAGGACAAAAUAUGACGUAACUGUGACGUCAUCAACUUGUGACGUAGUGGUCACAUCGUCGUAUUUUGUAUUAAACACUACGACUGCAACAACGUUAACUCAAUCUACAGCUUUGUCGAAAUCACGCCUCUCACCCGCCUCCCAGACAGGAGCUUCUCAAAGCUGCUUAACACUGACAUCUAGCGUAUGUACUUCCAGUUUAUCUUCGACAUCGACAGCAAACACACUCGCUAAUUCAAACUCAAAACCUAAAGUAGUUGUUGAAUUGAUGAACAAUCAGUCUUCGUCGAAUGGACAUUGGUCUCUUCCAGUAACGUGUACCCAACCACGGUUGUCCCAGUGGAUAAUGGAUGGAGUAUACAGAGCCCAAUUAGCAGAUAUAUCUAAUAUGCGAGACAAUAGCAUUCAUAAUGUUGGUAUGAGAGGUCUCGUUGCUUAUUAGUGCACUGUUUACAAAAUCGGUAAAAUGAAUGUGUAUUUGAUGGCAAUUGGGAUGGAUAUUACUGUCUCGGACUUACCCAAACAAAUUCGGAAAAAUUGCCAAUAAAUGCGCAUUGAUUUCACCGAUUUUUUCCUCGCGUGUGAUUUUGAUGUUUUUCUUAAUUUUGACUCUUCGAUUAAUGCUACAUGCGUUUUCGAAUUAAAAAGGUUCCGUAUUAGAUUUAUUUUGUAUAAAAAAAAAACGAAUUUUAAUGGAAAAAUAAUAAAUAGAAAAAUGUUGUGUAAAAUUAGAAUUACGUCUAACUUACGUCACAAUCGUGACGCGAACCCGAAAAGUUGUUCCCUGUGUCACUCUCUAUUUUUUUUCUAAGUUCAGUUUCUUUUUUGUUUUCUUGAGAUUUUGCACGAUUUUAGUUUUUUUUUUCAGUGAUUUUCAUCUAUUUGUAACUACAAAAUUAAACAAAAAUGGAAUUUUAUCCUUGAAAUUGCUGCUAAAAUUGAAAAAAAAAAUCUAAAUAAAGUUAUCGAAAUUUUAAUCUGAGACAUGGUAAUAAUAUUGGGGAAUCCAAAAUCUGAUGCCUUUAUUCAUUCAAAUUAUAAUGCAUGAGAAAUACAACGAUUGUCUUUUCUCUGCGAAGUUAUAGAUUCGAUCUUGCUGCUAUUCGGCCCAUUAUGUUCCCGUUAAUUCGGAUCAGGCACAAAAUUUUAUCCGAAUAUCUUAAAAAAUGUGAUAUAUUUUUAAUUUUUUUGGGGUGAUUUUAUCUUCUUUAUAAAAUGAUGUGCAAUUUCUUGAUUAUUUUCUUUGUUUUUUUGCGCUUCACCAUCACUGGUGGUUUUUAUUAUUUUUUGCUCAAAACUUUGAAAUUUGUUUCCUUAUUAUAAUUUUUCUUGAAUUCUAGUUUUUGAUGAUUUUUUCUUGAAUAAAGAAGAUUCUGCACUCAGAGAUAAAAAA
Messenger RNA from Styela clava, 2369 nucleotides. RefSeq lists its product as uncharacterized. NCBI's taxonomy places the organism in Eukaryota, Metazoa, Chordata, Ascidiacea, Stolidobranchia, Styelidae. The record is from RefSeq and is a predicted model, not a curated record.